Culex pipiens pallens (northern house mosquito) is the source of this 5051-nucleotide messenger RNA. RefSeq names its product inactive serine protease scarface (gene scaf). Gene Ontology annotation, biological process: proteolysis. The transcript has 8 exons. The record is from RefSeq and is a predicted model, not a curated record. Gene Ontology annotation, molecular function: serine-type endopeptidase activity. Bases 318 to 3929 code for a protein of 1203 amino acids. NCBI's taxonomy places the organism in Eukaryota, Metazoa, Arthropoda, Insecta, Diptera, Culicidae.
CCGCACUCAUAGUUUGGCGAUCGCUUGCCGAAUUUGCUUGAGCUUGAGUAUUUUAGCUGUGCUGCGGGCACAGUUCCUUAAUCGCGGGUGUGCUUUUUUUUCUUGUGCGAAUCACGCGGAUAUCCUGGUGUUGUGCGCGUUCGGUGGUGCAAUUGCACGCGGUCGGUCUCGGUUCGAUUCUGGGAAGUGACGGAAAAAUAUAAAAUUUGACGCAGGAUAACACAGUGGCAGUGACAUUUUUUCUUCGGUUCUGGUUAAGAACAAGUGAAAGAUAAAACAGUCGGAAGACGCUGAAGAGAGUCAAACUCUUUGAAAAAAUGAACCUCCGAACGAGGGCCCUUGUAGGCCUGCUCUGUAUAGGGCUAGCGCAGGCCCAGCUCAACUACCGGCCCGAGUUCAUUUCGGCCGGGCAGGGCUUCCGAGCCGCGGCUUCAUACCAACAGAGUAAAUCAGUUUUCAAACGUCAGGCACAGGGUGGUGGGGAUCCUACCGAUGUAAUACCGCAUGACCAGAAGAAGCAAACCACCUUCUGGUGGGUUGCUCCGGAUUCUCCUUUCAAAGCUACUAAAAUUGGUGGCGGUGUACAGGAACCGCCGCCAGCGGGCGAACAAGGUGAGGGAGCGGCAGCAGCCGUUGGAGCAGCUGGAGGAGUAGCUGGUGGAGCGCCAGCCGGUCAGGCAGGAGCCUUUGGAGCUACGCGUACGGCCCAGUCAAGCUUCCAAGCGAGUUCCACGAGAACGUUCGGAGCUGCUGGAGCAGCUGGAACGGCUGGAACGGCUGGAACUGCUGGAACUGCAGGACAAACUGGACAAGUUGCUGGUCGAACGUUUGGUGCAACUGCUACCCGAACAACGGCAACUCAAACUGGCGUUGGAGGUAUCGGAGCUGGAGCUAUCGGAGCAGGAACUAUUACCGGAUCGGGAGGAUCAACAAUAUCUAGAACAUCGACCGCUACUACCAGAACGUUCGGUACAUCCGGUGCCGGAGCUGCCGGUCAGUUUGGACAGACCACCAACACCGCUGCUACUGGACAGUUCGGUCAGAACACCAAUACCGCAACGACCGGUACCACCGGACAAACGAUUGCCGGCGGAACCAGAACAAAUACGUUCACAUCUACGAAUAGGGUUACGUCAGGGUUUGGAGCGCCACCGAAUCAGCCCGGCCGAACCGGAGGAGUCUCGACCACAAGCGCCGUCACUAGAACCGCCACGACCACGUCCACAGGCGUCGCUCCCAUUCCCGCGCCACCUGUACCCGUCACCAAUACUGUUUCAACUGUUUCUAGAAAUACUAAUACCGCUGUAACAACUACUACCAAUACGCAACAGCAACAGCCGCCUCCUUCCGGCGUUGUUACUACUAACACUUUCGGCCAAACUACUGCUACCGCCACCGGUACACGAACCGGUCAGACGCCUCCUAGACAGCCAAGUUCCCCAGGCCUUGGCAAUACCGUCACCACGACCCAGGAACGCGUUGGCUCGGGUCUAACCACCACAUCGUUAACGAGCGGAGUGCGCGUGCAGCCGUUCCUGAAGAAGACCACCGUAACGUCGCACGGGUACGACUACCCGGUGCCGCAGCUCAUUCCGUGCUACGAACCGAACAAGGUUUGCACACCAAACGCCUUCUGCGUGGACGGAUUCGUCGAGGAGAGCCAGCUGAACCAGUUCAACACCAACAAUCAGAACUGCAACUCGGCCGAGGAGCAGUGCUGCAAGAUUCGCCCGAAUCCACCGCCGACCCAGUGCCCAGAUGACAGCUACGUGUGCGUUUCGCCCAGCUUAUGCAACAACGGUUUACUGAACUUUGAUGCGCAGAACGCGAUCUCGGCCCAGCAACCGGGCGGCCAAUGCUUUGCCCCAGACGUCUGCUGCCGGACCCAAUCGCUGGACACCUCGUCCACCGUGCUGACCAACGAAGGAUACGUCGUAAGAGUGCCCACCAAUCAGUACCUUCCACCGGAAGGUCAAAACACAAACACAAACAUUCAAACCGCACCACCACCACCACUACCCACUACACCACGCCCACCACCACCCACCACGACACGUUACGUGCCACCACCCACCACAACACGUUACGUGCCACCACCCACCACAACACGUUACGUUCCACCCACGACACGUUACGUACCACCGCAAACCACCACCACACGGUACGUGCCGCCAUCGACCACAACCCGGUACUUCCCGCCGCCAACCACAACGCGCCCCUCAUAUCGCGGUGAUGAGUACAUCCCACCAAGGGAAGAAAUUCCGGCACCCUCGAAUACCGAUCCUAACGCGGUGAGACCACCCCCACAGGGCGACGAGAACCCGAGCCCAGCUAACGACACCCCGGCCGUGAUCCCGCCUCCGAGGCCAGCUCCACCACCGCGACCAAACAACCCAACUGGACCGUCGCGUCCGAACAUCCCGAACGGACCACCAGCUCCGCCACCACUCCCACCAGUAGGAUGUUCCGCCGCCAUGAACUGUACCGAAACCCAAUUCUGCUCGUCCACCGGUGUCAUCUCCAAGACCGAAGUUUUCCUAACGCCCGAACAGGAACUGUUCCGCGUACCCGUCACCGAAUGCCGCAGUCCCGACCGUGGCUUCACCGGAGUGUGCUGUCGUGAUCCGGACUACGUCGACCCAUGGCCAGUCGGUCUGCUCGGACUGUACAACCCGGAACUGCUUCCGUUCGACGAUGGCUCGUACAAACCUAACGGAGGAAACGGCAAUGGUAAUGGAAAUGGAAAUGGCAACGGCAACGGUAUUCAACGCACCCAGACCAACGAAGCGAUCCUGGCCUCGCCAAGCCGCGUAACGGCUGCCCAGACGUACGGCCCGAACCAGAUCACCGCCGCUAGCCAGACGCAGUUUACCCAGGCCAAGACGCAGUACGAUCGGGGAGUAACGGCUGCCGCCAGCUCGCAAACGACUACGGCCGUCCAGCAGCAGCAGUCCACCGUUAGCAACACCGGAAAUAAGCGAUUCACCGCCGGAGGGCUGCAGUUUGUGCACAGCGGCAACACCCGCUUCAAGCCGUUCCAGAAGCAGACCAGUGGGACGUGUGCGCCAAGGAAUUACAACACACAACCGCGUGGCGCAGGACCGUGGGACACCGGCUUCGGCGAGUUCCCGUGGCAGGCGAUGGUGAUUCUGGAGUCAAACAAGACGCUGCUGUGCGGUGGAGCUAUCAUUUCCGAGACGACCGUCGUGACGGCCGCCAACUGUGUUUACGGAAUCAACCCACGCGACGUGAUGAUCAAGGGCGGAGAGUGGCGCCUGGGAGUAGACGCCGAGCCGAAGACGUUCCAGAUUGUGCGCGUGAAGGACGUAAUCUACCACCCGGCGUACCAGCCGACGACGCUGAACUACGACGUGGCGAUGUUGGUGCUGGAGGACCGCCUGCGGUACGAUACCCACAUUGGACCGCUGUGCCUGGAUGAAAACGAUGUGGUGCCGAGUGCGUCGUACGACAACUGCGUUACCACCGGAUGGGGACGGGAAGUGCUGAGGAUUCACAUCGGAAAUGCGCUGAUGCGCCAGAUGCCCAUCUCGCUGCUGUCGGAGUCUGAAAGCCAGCGCCAGGCGCAGAUCAACGGGUUCACGGCGGAGUCGCACAUCUGUGGUCGUCCAGCGGCCGAUGCUUGCGAUGUAGACAUCGGCAGUGCGUUGGCUUGCGCUGACACGAGCGGAACCUACUACCUGAAGGGUGUCUACUCGUCGGACAACGGCUGUGGCCGACCGGACCAGAUUGCGUCCUUCUCGACCAUCGACGUGCAGUGGCUGAAGCAGGCGCUGAAGAACCCGAACCAGCUCAUCACGCCGGUGCCAAACUACCAGACGGCGGCCAACAGCCCCCUGGUCAGCACCGUCCAGCAGCCGUCGACGCUGGGACCGAACUAUGGCAAGGGCUAUCUGCCACCAUACAAAUAAGAGUCAAAUCAAUCACCACAGAGAUAUGACCGAAAUUACUAAAUGCUUUAGAUAGAACUUAUUGCUAGCUGAUAGGUACGACGAAGUGACCACUGUUUUACUAUAUACGACUAGAGACAUCGCGACUCAUCCUACCGUCAUCCAUUUUGUUUUACCUCCAAAUCGAUUUUAAAUUUAAGUUUUUGUAAACGCAUCUUGUUGUGAUUUUUUCAACACACAAUCAUCGGAGAAUCAUGCGCAAAUUCUUCAUCAGAACAAAAGAUUCCCGAGCCCAUACACCAACAUCCACGACAGCAACGCAACAAAAAAAAAUCACAUCUUAAUAGUUCUACUUCGUUAGUGAUAGAAGUUAUUGUGUAGGUCAAAAGCAUUCUAGCCAAACUCCCUCUCCCCAAAUCAUGUGUCCCUUCUUCUUGCUGACAGCAGUGGUAUUAACUCAUACUCAUAUGUUGCGUAAAAUUCAAACCUUAUCCACCACGAAAAGCACCCACACAACUUAAAGUAGGCAAUUAUCGAGCCAUUUUACCCCCUUUUUAUAAAGUUAACAACAUUUUGAUGCAUUUUUUCUAACAUCACGCCCUGUACAAAUUCCAUUUUGUUUCGCCAGUUGUUUAGAGUUAAAUUGUUCUUGUUUAAAAAAAAAGAAAAUUAUUUGCACUUUACGGAAAAGUUUUUUGAAGUUUUUUUUGGCACCAUAAUUCAAAAUUUAUUCACUACUUUAUUUGGAUCAAAAUUGUUUUCGAGCACAAGAAUUGAAGUAUUUCACCGCAGUUUAAUCUGAUAAGUUUAAUGCAUUUUAUUCCCGCAAUAAUUAAUCGAAUUUGAGCUCUCUCUUUGGUAGCGAGAGAAGUUUGCAACGGUGCAAAGCUAAUUUCUUUGACGGAACGAAGCACGAACUGCUGAUUUGAGUGGAAGAGCUGUUUGAGCAGCCGCGACGGGUGACCAGAAAUCGAUAGAGGAAGCAGUUUUUUGACAAACUUGUGUUUGGGCCGAAAUCGGCCGAGUGGAUGUCACAAGAAGUUGUGAAGCAAGUAUAACGUAACGAUAAAAAUGAUAUUUUUAGACUUAUUUAAUUAUCUGUACAUAAACCAUACAUUAUAAGACAUUUUAUAAGAAAAAUAA